Messenger RNA from Salmo salar (Atlantic salmon), 3074 nucleotides. Its product is annotated as transitional endoplasmic reticulum ATPase. The record is from RefSeq and is a predicted model, not a curated record. Gene Ontology annotation, biological process: autophagosome maturation; mitotic spindle disassembly; retrograde protein transport, ER to cytosol. Gene Ontology annotation, cellular component: cytosol; nucleus; VCP-NPL4-UFD1 AAA ATPase complex. Lineage: Eukaryota; Metazoa; Chordata; Actinopteri; Salmoniformes; Salmonidae. Gene Ontology annotation, molecular function: polyubiquitin modification-dependent protein binding; ATP binding; ATP hydrolysis activity.
UGCCAACCGCAUCGAAGAAGAAGAGGCCUUGAAUGGCAUCACACUCCACUACUGUAGGUGGUGGUGUAUGCACUACACGGUUGCGAUCCGCCAAUACAAAUGUAAAGAAGAAGAAGAGCUCAAGAGAACGUUGUGAAGUUACUUUGCGGACAAAGCUUAACAAAUAGCUACAGUAGCUACUUUUUAUUUAUACACACUAGCUAUUUCAGGAGGAGUACCACCAUGGCCUCGGGAGGAGAAUCCAGAAAUGAUGAUCUUUCCACUGCGAUUCUGAAGCAGAAGACCAGACCUAACAGAUUGAUUGUAGAUGAAUCCAUCAAUGAAGACAACAGUGUGGUCUCUCUCUCUCAGGCAAAGAUGGAUGAGCUGCAGCUGUUUCGUGGAGACACAGUGCUGAUGAAGGGGAAGAAGCGCAGGGAGUCAGUAUGUAUUGUUUUGUCUGACGACACCUGCUCUGAUGAGAAGAUCCGCAUGAACCGUGUGGUCCGCAACAACCUCCGCGUCCGUCUGGGGGAUGUCAUCAGUAUCCAGCCGUGUCCUGAUGUGAAGUAUGGGAAGAGGAUCCACGUUCUGCCUAUUGAUGAUACAGUGGAGGGAAUCACUGGCAAUCUAUUUGAGGUCUACCUCAAACCCUACUUCCUAGAGGCCUACAGGCCCAUCCGCAAGGGUGAUAUCUUCCUGGUUCGGGGGGGUAUGCGUGCGGUGGAGUUCAAGGUGGUGGAGACUGACCCCAACCCCUACUGCAUCGUUGCCCCCGAUACCGUCAUCCACUGUGAGGGAGAGCCUAUCAGGAGAGAGGAUGAGGAGGAGUCCCUGAAUGAGGUGGGCUAUGACGAUAUCGGAGGAGUGAGGAAGCAGCUGGCUCAGAUCAAGGAGAUGGUGGAGCUGCCACUCAGACACCCUGCGCUAUUCAAGGCUAUAGGAGUCAAGCCCCCCCGUGGUAUCUUGCUGUAUGGACCCCCCGGUACAGGAAAGACCCUGAUUGCCAGAGCUGUCGCUAAUGAGACCGGAGCCUUCUUCUUCCUCAUCAACGGUCCUGAGAUCAUGAGUAAGCUGGCUGGAGAGAGUGAGAGCAACUUGAGGAAGGCCUUUGAGGAGGCUGAGAAGAACUCUCCUGCCAUCAUCUUCAUUGAUGAGCUGGAUGCUAUCGCUCCAAAGAGAGAGAAGACCCAUGGAGAAGUGGAGAGGCGUAUCGUGUCUCAGCUGCUGACCCUGAUGGACGGGCUGAAGCAGAGGGCUCAUGUCAUUGUCAUGGCAGCCACCAACAGACCCAACAGCAUAGACGCUGCACUUAGGAGAUUUGGGCGUUUUGACAGGGAGGUGGACAUUGGAAUCCCUGAUGCUACAGGCAGACUGGAAAUCCUGCAGAUUCACACCAAGAACAUGAAACUAAAUGACGAUGUUGACCUUGAACAGGUGGCUAAUGAGACCCACGGCCAUGUGGGUGCUGACCUGGCUGCCCUGUGCUCUGAGGCUGCUCUCCAGGCCAUCAGGAAGAAGAUGGACCUAAUCGACUUGGAGGACGAGACCAUCGAUGCGGAGGUCAUGAACUCCCUGGCCGUUACCAUGGAUGACUUCAGGUGGGCUCUGAGCCAGAGUAACCCAUCAGCUCUGAGGGAGACGGUGGUAGAGGUUCCUAACAUCACCUGGGGGGACAUUGGAGGACUGGAAGACGUCAAGAGGGAGUUGCAGGAACUGGUGCAGUACCCAGUGGAGCACCCUGAUAAGUUCCUGAAGUUCGGUAUGACCCCGUCUAAGGGAGUGUUGUUCUACGGGCCCCCGGGUUGCGGUAAGACCUUGCUGGCCAAGGCCAUCGCCAACGAGUGCCAGGCCAACUUCAUCUCCAUCAAAGGACCUGAGCUUCUCACCAUGUGGUUCGGAGAGUCUGAGGCUAACGUCAGGGAGAUCUUUGACAAGGCUCGCCAGGCAGCCCCGUGUGUGUUGUUCUUUGACGAGCUGGACUCCAUAGCGAAGGCCCGUGGGGGUAACGUGGGAGAUGGUGGUGGAGCGGCCGACCGUGUUAUCAACCAGAUCCUGACUGAGAUGGACGGCAUGUCCAGCAAAAAGAACGUCUUCAUCAUCGGCGCCACCAAUCGCCCUGACAUCAUUGACCCCGCCAUCCUUCGACCCGGCCGUCUGGACCAGCUUAUUUACAUCCCUCUGCCUGACGAGAAGAGCAGGAUCAACAUUCUCAAGGCUAACCUCCGCAAGAGCCCCAUUAGCAAGGAUGUUGAUCUGGACUUCCUGGCUAAGAUGACCAAUGGGUUCUCGGGUGCUGACCUUACUGAAAUCUGCCAGCGGGCCUGUAAGCUGGCCAUCAGAGAGUGCAUCGAGAACGAGAUUCGCCGAGAAAGGGAGAGGCAGACCAACCCUUCUGCUAUGGAGGUAGAGGAGGAUGACCCUGUGCCAGAGAUCAGGAAGGACCACUUUGAGGAGGCCAUGCGAUUCGCUCGCCGCUCCGUCAGCGACAAUGACAUCCGCAAAUACGAGAUGUUUGCCCAGACACUGCAGCAGAGCCGAGGCUUUGGCAGCUUCAGGUUCCCAUCCAGUGCUGCAGGGGGCAGUGGUCCAAGCCAGGGUACCGGGGGAACUGGCGGGGGGCCAGUGUUUAACGAGGAUAACGAUGACGACCUGUAUGGAUAGAUGGAUGGACAGACUGACGGAUGGUGCCACAUGGUGGCCAGCUCUUAUGUGAUCACACCUGUACAAACAUUCAAACCUGAUUGACCAUUUUUAGGACUCUUCUUUCUUUCAUGUGCUUUUUUGUUGUUGUUGUAUGAUUCCUCUCUGGUGGCGAAAGCGUGUAGCUGCCUGGUUUGAUCCAUCCUCAAACUGGAAGCUUCCGGUUUCUACAGACACCGCUCAGGCGUUUAUUUUACGGCCUGCUACGGGAAAGCGGGGCAGUGGAUAGAGGUGAAAAGUUAAAGGUGAUUGGUUGACUGUGGGGGGGUUGAGUGGCCUCUGAGUUUAUCACAACCCUGUGUUACCAGCUAUAAGAAAGAAAGAAAACUUUUUUAUGAAUAGUAGCAUAUAAUGUAUGAUGACAAGUUUGAAAAUAAAAUCUCACAAAAUGA